Molecule: messenger RNA, 3639 nt
Organism: Cryptosporidium ubiquitum
Lineage: Eukaryota; Apicomplexa; Conoidasida; Eucoccidiorida; Cryptosporidiidae
Product: phosphdiesterase
Exons: 1
Coding region: 1-3639 (1212 amino acids)
Biological process (GO): signal transduction
Molecular function (GO): 3',5'-cyclic-nucleotide phosphodiesterase activity
Source: RefSeq, a predicted model, not a curated record
AUGUUUAAGAAAGAGCGAGUAUCAAAACUCAGUUACAAGGAGAAGAAAUACACUACAGAAGAAAUAUAUAAUGGAAUAACUUAUGGUAGAAUAGGAUGGAAAUCUUUAGGGUGGAACUUGUGGUUAGGAAUUUCGAUUAGCUGUGUUAUAUUGAUUUGGAUAGCAAUAUAUACCUCAAGACUGUUGUUAAUUGCAUACAGGCUAAAGAAUGACGAUAAUUUGAUUAAUGAAUUAAUGUUUGAAGAACAAAUAACAACCUAUGGAUACAACGUUGGAUGUUUAAGUUUAUCAAUAUUAGCUUUUUGUAGAAUGGAGAAUAACCCAAAUUUAUUGAAUAUUCCUGUUAGAUUGGGUUUAUCUAAUCAAAUUUUGAAGCAAAGGUAUAUUCUCAGGAAUUCAUUAGAAAAAUUGAACGAAAUAAAUUAUCCAAAAAGUAAGAUAGAGAAUAAGUCAAUAAUAGAAGAAAUGAUUGAAGACACGGUUACACUUCUAAAAGAUUUAGUUCCUUUGAACUUUAUACUUGAAGAUCAGCCAAGCCCAAUAUCUCCUGCUCCUCCUCCAUAUUAUGUUCCUAAUAGAACAAGCAUUACAGAAGAGGAGAUAAGAAAUUCCACAGAAAGUGACUCAACCACAUUUUUAGCAGCUAAGUAUUUAUGUAACAAUACAGAAUACAUUUCAGAGUUAUCUGAUUCUCUCAAGUUUAAAGCAUUAAAUAUAAGCAAUCCAGCUAAAUUGUUUGAUUUAGAUUAUCUUAAUGCAUACUUUAAGCAAAAUGAUAUAAUAAGAUAUCGGUCAACAAAUAAAAUACUGACUUCCCACUAUGUAAUUGUUACAUUAAUGGCUAUAAUAACACUGAUAGUUUUUUACUUUGGAUCAAAUGAUUACUUUCAGAAAAAAAAGCGUCUAGAAUUGAUGGAUAUUUGCAAGAAACAAAUCAAUGAUAUCUUUAAUCAGAUACUUAAUGUGGAUGAAGCAAAUAGAGAUUUGAUUAGACGCAAGUUCAGACCAGUGUCAGAGAUAUUUAAGAACUUGAAGUUUGUCUGUGAUGGAAUUAUUAUGGAUUAUAGAGAGGAAGUUCAGGGUGAUAUAAUAUUUUCUUUAGAAAGCUUAUCAAAAGUUAUUGGAGAGUUUCAACAUUGUGUUGGAUUGGCUGAAAAGUUUUGUGAGAUUUUGGAUAAUGAGAUUAACUUAAACAAAAAAACUAUUUAUGAGCCUAUUAAAGUAAAUGAAAUUAUUGAGAAUGACAUUAGUAGUAAUAACAUUACCAAUAACAGUCACCAUUUCUCAGAUAAUGUUACAAAUGAAAUCGGCCUACACUCCGGUAUAAAAGAGUUUAAUGAAAUCCUCUACUCAAUGCUUAAUGUUUUAAGUCCAAAAGUUGACAAGACCAUUUUUUGGGAUAUUAUCCAAGUCAGAGACGAUUCACUUAUUCCAGUUUCCAUGGUUAAUUCCAUAGGUGAAGUUAGUACAAAUAUAAGGCAAGUCAUUGAAGGUAAUUGGAAUCGGAUAUCAUCCUUCAAAGAAGAAAAAAAAGAAUAUUCAUUUCUUACCAUAGACAUUUCUCCUCGUAUUUUGUCAAAGAAUAUCCAGGAAAAUAAAAAAAUUGAGAAGCCCAAUAAUAAUUACGAACCAUACAGAUAUGAAAUUAACUACUUUCUGGAAGCUUUAAAUGGUAUUACUAGAAGUUUCCAUUUAUUGGUGGCCAAAAGAAUGGCUAGUUGUGUUUUUGGAGGUAUAUUGAUUAGCCAUGGAAAUUUUGGGGAUUUAAGAGGAGAAUUACAAGUAAAUGAACUUAAGUAUACUAGAAACAUUUCUGGAAUUACUUUGAUUAUUCCAAUAAAGAAGAAUCCAAAAAACUUUUCAAAAAGCAACUCAUUAGUUAAAAGUUUAAGUAGCAUUGGUAAUCAAGACAUUAAGAUAUAUACUUGUGGUUUAGACUUUAAAGUUUCAAAAAUCAUUAAAAGCAUUUCCAAAAUUUUGAAAGUUCCCUAUUUGGUAAUUGAGAAUUGGGAAAUUCGAGAAAAAGAUGAUAUAAUAGAUUACUUAUUAGAAAGACCUGGUUACUGGCUUAUUGAUACUUCAAUCAUUCAUUUACUAGGUGGUAAGUCUAAAUAUAUCACUAAAUUAUAUAGCCAAAAUUUUUACUUGGAUAAUAAUAUAGACAUAAUACUGCUAACUACUUUUGGAAAAGUUGAGGUAAUCUCAGAGUAUAACAAUGACAUAAACCUAAACCAGUUUUAUUAUUCACUUAAGUACUUUUUGAGUGGUAAAAAAUUCCAAAUUCAACAAAGCUCGUCAAAAAUUAAUUUCGCACAAGAAAACAAAAUACCAUGUGAUUAUAAGCAAAUCAUCAAACUUUUAAAUAGACCAAUUUCUGAAAUAAACGAGGAUCUGUUUAGAGAAGUUGGGCAGAUAAGCCAGGUAACUGGAAAGGAUAGUUUAUUGAUUGAGAACAAUUUUCUCAAACUGGUUAAUAUUAAGGAGUUAUUUUAUAUACAAAAAAGUAAUAAGAAAGAAAAUGAAACAUUAGAAAGUAUAGAAGACAAGAAUUGUGAUAUUAGAAAGCCUGAAAUACUUUUUAAGGAGUGGUACAAUAUCGAUUUGCUUGAGUUAAGUAUUGAGGAAAUAAAAGAAAUUGCAUCGUUUUUGAUAUAUUACCGAUUUAGAGAAGUAAUCCGUGAUAAAGAUGAUUAUGAAGAAGAUGUUCUAUCUUGGCCAAUUAAUCAAAAAAAAAUCAAAAACUUUGUUUCAGAGUUAAUCAAGUAUUACCAUGAAGAAAAUCCUUUUCAUAACUUUUACCAUGUUGUUAGUAUUUCCAUCACACUUAAUAAUUGGUUGGAUAAACCUUCUGUCAGGCACUAUGUAAAUUCAUUGGAGGCUUACUGUUUAAUUAUCUCAUCUUUAGCCCAUGAUUUGGAUCAUCCAGGAAUAACAAAUGAGAUGUUUGGCGAGCUGAAAAUUGUCUCUAGAAAAAUAUUACAAGAAUACGUUACAGAGGAAGAAUAUUUUGAAUAUCUACAAAACAAUACUCUUUCGACACUUAACAUAUAUAAUGGGUUUUCAGUACUAGAAAAUCAUCAUUCUUCCCUAUUAUUUGUAAUUUUAAACAAUGAAUCUUCCAAUAUAAUGCCUCCAUCUACUUCUAAACUCUAUCCAGAGUUAAGAAAAAUGAUGAUUAAUUCAAUAAUUCUAACUGAUAUGUUCCACCAUAAAUAUUUAAGAGGCUUACUUUCAAGCUUUAAUGAAAGUUAUUUUUCAGCUCAAAGCAGUAUGGAGAUAAAAGAAUACAGAAAAAACUUGUAUUUAUCAAUCUUAUUGCAUUCAGCUGAUAUAUCAAAUCCAUUAAUGAACACUAAUAUAUAUCUAAAGUGGUCAAGAUUGGUUUACGAAGAGUUAGAAAACCAAAAAAAGCUAAAGUUAAUGUUGGAUAUCCCUCUAAAUAAUACAACUGACAACUAUAACUACAUUGACUUGCAGACCAGUUUUAUCAAUACAACAUGUAUUCCUUAUUUUCAAGCUCUACUUAAAUUUGACCCAGAACUAAUUCAAGACUGUAUUCAAAACUUAUACUUUAAUAGUAAAUAUUUCACCAAAAUUGAUCAAAAACGAACUAAAGAUUCAACUUUAAGCACCGUUUAA